AGGACAAAAAUUCCCUGUCCCCCGUGCCCGUCUCCUUCCUCGAUCUCUUCUCCCCCCUCGCCUCCGAUCCACUCCUUCCCUCUCACGCCCGCCGCCGCCGCCGAAGACGACGCCGCGAGCUAGGCGGUGAGGUUCGAUUCUGGGGUUGGGGCGGAGGCGACGACUUCGGUUGCCGGUCUUCGCUGCAACUGCUCCGUCCCUCAGUCUCGCCGCUCUGCCGCUCCUCCCUCUCCACCGCCCCGCUUCCUCCCGUUGGUCGGAUCUGGAUUCGGCGGCCAGCUAGGACCCCUCCUUUCCCGGCCUCCCGGCGGCGGCACCACCUCCACGGUCGGCAAGAGCAAGGGCGACUCCCGGAAAUCCCAAUAAGUGUACUGUUGCCAUCAAUUUAAGUGAGGAAUUGCCUGUAUUCAAGCACUUAAUUGCUCCUGAUCUUCCAUGGUACAAUCAUCCGCCGAGAAAAUGCCAUCAGUUUAUCUUUACAUCCCUAAUAUCAUUGGGUAUUUCAGGAUCAUCAUAAAUUUCGUUGCAUUUGCUGUUUGCUAUUCCAACAGGGCGCUCUUUGCUGUCCUGUAUUUUUUCAGCUUUGUCCUUGAUGGCGUGGAUGGUUGGUUUGCACGGAAGUUUAAGCAAGCAUCAACAUUUGGAGCUGUGUUGGACAUGGUUACAGAUAGGGUUAGUACUGCUUGUUUGUUGGCCCUUCUCUCACAGUUUUACAGACCUGGCUUAGUUUUCUUGAUGUUGCUUGGAUUGGAUAUUACGAGCCACUGGUUUCAAAUGUACAGUUCUUUCUUGUCAGGUAAGACUAGCCACAAGGAUGUAAAGCACACAGGCAAUUGGCUUCUGAAAUUAUAUUACGGGUAUAGGCCAUUCAUGGCCUUCUGUUGUGUUUCUUGUGAGGUUCUAUAUAUUAUCCUCUUCCUCUUUGCUGAUGAGAAGACUACAAGUUUGCUUAGUGUAUGCAGAGGUGUCCUGAACCAAAGUCCCCUCAUUGCCUUUUUGUUUAUCUCAACUCUAGUUGGCUGGGCAGUGAAACAAGUUACCAACAUCAUCCAGAUGAAAACAGCUGCAGACGCAUGUGUUGCUUUUGAUCUGAAGCGUGGCAAGUGAAGCAGGAAGGCACCGGUUUCAUUCAGUUUUGUAUUGACUUAUCCAAGGAAACACUCCGUGAGGCUUGUACACCAAGGUUCAUACAUAGUGGCUACUUCUUAUGUGCCUUAGCAUCUUCUUGAUGACACUGAUCUGUGGGACGAGACGACAACAUGCUGUGGGAAGAACAGCAUAAAGAGAACAGGAGAAAGUGCAGAUUCUCAGGUUGUUCGUGAGUGUGUCUUCUGUUAUACAAUGGUAUCAUGAUCUUUGUUAUCUAGAGUAGCCUUUUGAGUUGAUCUGAACAAUGUUUACAAGCCACAUGUUUCAAAAUCACUACUUCGCUCAGGAAUACACGCAGUCUUGGAAUUGCGAAACUUGCAUAUA
Messenger RNA from Phragmites australis (common reed), 1473 nucleotides. Its product is annotated as CDP-diacylglycerol--inositol 3-phosphatidyltransferase 1-like. Gene Ontology annotation, cellular component: membrane; Golgi apparatus. Lineage: Eukaryota; Viridiplantae; Streptophyta; Magnoliopsida; Poales; Poaceae. The record is from RefSeq and is a predicted model, not a curated record. Gene Ontology annotation, molecular function: CDP-diacylglycerol-inositol 3-phosphatidyltransferase activity. Bases 436 to 1107 code for a protein of 223 amino acids. Gene Ontology annotation, biological process: phosphatidylinositol biosynthetic process. The transcript has 11 exons.